Molecule: messenger RNA, 810 nt
Organism: Salvia splendens (bonfire salvia)
Lineage: Eukaryota; Viridiplantae; Streptophyta; Magnoliopsida; Lamiales; Lamiaceae
Exons: 2
Coding region: 1-810 (269 amino acids)
Source: RefSeq, a predicted model, not a curated record
AUGGAUUUACUGGCGCCAGACAACCCGCCGAGUACUCCUCUCGAGACUCAGUUCACUAGCAUGGAGACGUUCUCGCUUGAGGAGUUGGGGCUAUCUCUGAUCCGGGAUUCUCCCACCGACGCACCAACAGCGACAGGGAGGAGGGGGAGGAGGUCAGGGAGAGGGAGAGGCAGGGGACGGGGCAUUACCUCGCCCGUCCCGAUGUACGGUGGUGAGGCGGGGGCCGCUGAGGUGGGGGAGUGGUCCAUCGGGAAGAAGAGGAUCGUCUGGAGCAAGGAGGAGUGCAUCGCGCUGGCGAAAGCGUGGAUCAGUGUGGUGGAGGAUCCGUACGUCGGGGCUAACCAGCACAUCGACAGGAUGUGGUGGCGCAUUAACCAAAGCUUCCUACAGUUCAAACCGCCAGGGGGGAAGCCUCACAAUGGAGAGCAAUGUCGGAAACAGUGGGAGCGGCUGAGGAGGCAGCUCAGCCGAUUUGCUGACAUUUACACAAACAGCCUCCGCUCGACAACCAGCGUCAUGUCUACCGAGGAUGUGAAGCUCCUGUCUCACCAUCAGUUCAUCGACACUGCACAGGGGUUCGAGGAAUUCAAAUAUUGGGAGGUCUAUAUUAUGGUGCAGACUUCGGCCAAGUUCACUGCGGGUGUUGAAUCUGGAUGGCCGAAGCAGACGAAGAUCAGCGCCUCCGAGGAGUACAGUAGCAGUGUUGGUUUCCAUGAACUCCCCCCCGCCGAGGCAGAGUUCCCGACGCCCACAUCGUUGGGCCGCCGCCGUGGCCUGGUAUGCUGCGUUAAGAAGACAGCUUCUUGUUGA